GGCGCGCAGGGCCCGACGGGAGCCACGUCUCUACGGUUUGAGGACCUGGCUGGGAUUGGUGUCUGGGUCGGUGGUGCAGGGGCUGCUGGGAAGAUGACGGACUCCGUGGACAGCCGAUGAGGAGACCGCGGGAGGAUCCCGGCUCCCGGGCCCCGAGAGCGACUGAGGGAGCGACCUGCGCGGGCCCUGGGGAGUCAUGGUCUCCAUCUCCCAACUCCAUGCUUCGAGUCCUGCUUUCUGCCCAGGCCUCCUCUGCUCGGCUGUCUGGCCUGCUGCUCCUCCAACCAGUACAGCCCUGCUGCCUAGGGUCCAGGAAGUGGCAGGACUGGUCCUCUGGAGAAGGUCCCCAUGCAGGUCCUGUGCAGGGACUGCAGAAACUUCUGGAACAGGCAAAAAGUCCUGGGGAGCUGCUGCGCUGGCUGGGCCAGAACCCCACUAAGGUGCGCGCCCACCACUAUCCUGUGGCGCUUCACCGUCUUGGCCAGCUCUUGGGGUCUCAGCCUCAGCCCCCUCCUGUGGAGCAAGUCACACUGCAGGACUUGAGUCAGCUCAUCAUCCGAAACUGCAGCUCCUUCGACAUUCACACUAUCCAUGCGUGUCUGCAUCUUGCAGGCUUACUUGGCUUUCCAUCUGAUGGGCCACUGGUGUGUGCCCUGGAGAAGGAGCGAAGGUUCCGCCUCCCCCUGAAGCCCCUUCCCCCUCUGCAGCCUGUUCUUCACAGUGGGCAGAGGUUGGAAGCUGUUCUGAGCUGCCCCCGUUUCGUGCGAGAGCCACGACAGCAUCUGAUACGCAGCCUGGCAGAGGCAAGGCCAGAGGAACUAACUCCUCACGUAAUGGUGCUCCUGGCCCAGCACCUGGCCCGCCACCGGUUGCGGGAGCCUCAGCUUCUGGAAGCCAUUGCCCACUUCCUAGUUGUCCAGGAAGCCCAGCUUAACAGCAAGGUUGUACAGAAGCUGGUUCUGCCCUUUGGGCGUCUGAACUACUUGCCUCUGGAUCAGCAAUUUAUGCCCUGUCUGGAGAGGAUCUUGGCUCGUGAAGCAGGUGUAGCACCCCUGGCUACUGUCAAUAUCUUGAUGUCACUGUGCCAGCUGCAAUGCCUGCCCUUCCGAGCCCUGCACUUUGUCUUCUCACCAAGUUUCAUCAACCACAUCAGUGGUACACCUCACGCUCUGAUUGUGCGUCGCUACCUCUCUCUAAUCGACACAGCUGUGGAGCUGGAGCUCCCAGGAUACCGGGGUCCCCGCCUUCCCCAGAAGCAGCAAGUGCCCAUCUUCCCCCAGCCACUCACCACUGAUCGUGCCCGCUGCAAGUACAGUCACAAGGAUAUAGUAGCUGAGGGGCUGCGACAACUUUUGGGAGAGGAAAAGUACUGGCAGGACCUGACUGUGCCUCCAGGCUACUGCACAGACUUCCUGCUGUGUGUAAGCAGUAAUGGUGCUGUGCUUCCUGUGAGGACCCAGGACCCUUUCCUACCAUACCCACCAAGAUCCUGUCCUCAAGGCUGGGCUGCCUUGAACACCAUCACCCGAGACCCUAUUCAGAGGGUGGUGCUCAUGCUGCAGGAACGCUGGCAUUUCUGCCGGGACGGGAGGGUCCUGCUCGGCUCUCGGGCCCUGAGAGAGCGGCACCUUGGCCUGAUGGGUUACCAGCUCCUGCCGCUGCCUUUUAAGGAAUUGGAGUCACAGAGAGGCCUGCCCCAGUUGAAGAGCUACCUGAGGCAGAAGCUCCAGACUUUGGGCCUCCGCUGGGGACCUGAAGGGGGGUGAGGAAAGCACAGUGGGUCAGGGUGGUCUCCCCACUGGGAGACAGAUGAUUUGCACUUUGGUUCCCCUCUGUUUUGGUUCUCAUUAAAGUCUCUCCU
Molecule: messenger RNA, 1861 nt
Organism: Elephantulus edwardii (Cape elephant shrew)
Lineage: Eukaryota; Metazoa; Chordata; Mammalia; Macroscelidea; Macroscelididae
Gene: FASTK
Product: Fas-activated serine/threonine kinase
Exons: 10
Coding region: 117-1766 (549 amino acids)
Biological process (GO): mitochondrial RNA processing; regulation of mitochondrial mRNA stability
Cellular component (GO): mitochondrial matrix; ribonucleoprotein granule
Molecular function (GO): RNA binding
Source: RefSeq, a predicted model, not a curated record